AUGGCGGCGGCGUUCACCGCCCUCCGCGUCCUGCUCGGGCUCUUCUUCCUGCUGACGGGCGCCGCGAAGCUCUCGGAGCAGCUCUCGGCCGACCUGCACCGGCACAUGAAGUCGCAGUUCGUGCGGUUCGCCGAGGUGUUUCCCCUGAAGGAGUUCGGGUUCGUGCCGGAGCCAGGCCAGUACCUGGAGGUGGUGGGCUGGGUGGAGGCGGUGGCCGGGCUGCUGCUGGCGUUCGGGCCCCAGCUCCUGCAGGAGAUCAGCAACUUCGUCCUCAGUGUCGUCAUGAUCGGUGCCAUCUACACGCUGCUGGUGCUGCGGGAGCCCCUGGCCAUGUGUGCCCCCGCCACCCUCUGCCUCGGCCUCCUCCUGCUGCUCAACAUCCGUGGGCACGCGGCCCCCCCCAAGCCCAAGUUCGAGUGACCAGAGGCGGGAAGGACGGCCGGCUCGGCCAGCGGGAAGCGAUGCCCUUACGGUAUUUUCGGGGGCGGCAUCACGUCCUGCAAGGUAACUUGCUGCUGGUGCACAGUGUGUCCUGUCCUGCCGCUGCCAGGGACCCUGGUGCUGGUUGUUCCCACGCUGUGGGACCCGGGCUGGUGCUGUGGGAUGGUGGCCUUGGCACUGCCGUGGCACCGCCACCGCUCCGGCAGCUCCGUUGCUAAAAUCGCACAAGGUGUCCGGCUCUUCCCAGCGUUUGGCCACGCUGGGCUGGGGCUGGCUCUGCUCUCCUGGGGGCUUUUGUAUUUUGGAAUAAAGCCUCUUGUUUUUCA
Gymnogyps californianus (California condor) is the source of this 767-nucleotide messenger RNA. RefSeq names its product transmembrane protein 35B (gene TMEM35B). The transcript is spliced from 3 exons. The record is from RefSeq and is a predicted model, not a curated record. The coding region runs from base 1 to 420 and encodes 139 amino acids. Lineage: Eukaryota; Metazoa; Chordata; Aves; Accipitriformes; Cathartidae.